Messenger RNA from Lycium barbarum (goji berry), 1289 nucleotides. RefSeq names its product protein SOB FIVE-LIKE 3-like. The record is from RefSeq and is a predicted model, not a curated record. NCBI's taxonomy places the organism in Eukaryota, Viridiplantae, Streptophyta, Magnoliopsida, Solanales, Solanaceae. The coding region runs from base 624 to 1052 and encodes 142 amino acids. Gene Ontology annotation, biological process: cytokinin biosynthetic process. The transcript has a single exon.
CAUAAUUUAUUUACUCCCAACCUCUUUGUUUUUAUUUGACAUGACAUAGAAAUAAGUAGUGAAACUGAGAGAGGUCCUUUUUCUAGCCUCAUUAAGAAGAGAAAAAAAAAAUACUUUUGGAGUAGCAUAUAGGCUGUGCAACUUCUCUCCCCCUGCAUUUUGCAUUCAAAGCACAGCUUCUUAUUAAUGAGUCAUGUUCACAAUUCAGAGAAGUAAAGCCUAAGUGAGAGUAAGCCCAAAUUUCUGUCCUUUGGUAUUUAUUCGAAGGGUCGUUUUUUGUGCCUUUUGUAAAUCAUCUUUGACAGCUUCUACCUGUCCCUCUGUCCAUGUAAAUAAUGGCGAUGUACAUAUCCAGAUGGUGAAAUUUAAUCCAAAGAUUUUCAAUAAAUAUCGGGGUUUUCAGAAGUACUAUAAGAUUGGGGUUGCUUUCAGAAGUACUAUAAGAUUGGGCAUGUUUGUUCUUUGUGCGUGAGAGCUGUAUUAAUUGGUCAGAGCAAAACUAUUACAGGUGUUAUGAUUCAGCUUUCUUUUGCUAUUAACAUGUACCAAUAACUCUUCACUUUUCUGUCAUUUACUUCUUUAUAAGGCACUUUGUUUUAUCAAAUAGUACUCUAUUUGUGGUUAUGGAGCCUAAGUCCCAAAUUUAUAAUGACGGGGAAGAAUGUCACAGCAGUGAAUCUGGAUGGACAAUGUACAUUGGCUCUCCUGAAGACGAUGAGAUGAAUUACGAAGGAGAUUUUGAUGGAUAUGAUGACGACAUAGUAGGAGAUCGCAAGAAUAUUAAUGAAGAUGAUGAUGAUACUGAUGACUCUAUGGCUUCUGAUGCAUCUUCUGGCCCAAGUCACAUUAUUAGAAAUGCAAAUAAGAGUCCAAUUCCAAAGGAAAAAGGUAAUGGAAAAGGUGGCUCCAAGAACAACAAAGCCAGCAUGAAGAAUGGUGGUAUUAAGAAUCAAGAAAAGGGAGAGUACUCAGUUUUUUCUGCAAAAGGAGCUAAAGUUCCUUCCAAUGGUGAAAAGGUAAAGAAAAGUAUUUGGAAGGGCAAAGGAAAAUAAACUUACUGGUCCUUAUUAUAUAUCCUCUCUUUAUAUUAUUGUUUGUACUUAAUUUGUAUCUCUUGUGUUAGUACUUAGUGCAUGUUAAACUUUGACUAAGGAUGUUUUGCAAUUAGAAAUGAAUCGAUUUUUUUGUUUCCUUUUGUUGUAACUGGAUACAACGCAAGAGGGUCAAUUGUCAAGAUAUGCUUUGAUCAGUUGGCAGAUAGGAAAUGCAUUAAUAUUAUUAUUCCUUCA